CUUGAUAUGUGCUUCUACUAAACGCCUAUAAAUACACUGCAUAGGGCUCAUAACCUCCUACACCACCUUUUCUAUUCGCUCGCUCGCUCUCUUAUUACUUCUUUCAUCCUCCCUCGAAUCUUCUUACGAGAGAACCGCCACGCAGCAAAUCACGACGAUGGAGAAGGAGAAGAAGAUGUUCGUGUUGAAGAGCUCCGACGAUGAAUCCUUUGAAGUCGAUGAAGCCGUCGUACUCCAAUCUCAGCACUUGUCGCAUGUUGUUGAAGACUGCACCGGUCGUGAACACAAGAUUGAGAAUGUCACAGGCAAGAUCCUCGCGAAGGUGGUCGAAUACUGCGAGAACCACGUCGCCGUCGUCAACGACGGUGGUGCCAAUUCUUCUUCCUCCUCCUCCGCUGGUGAUGCUUUCAAGAAGUGGGACGAUAAGUUCAUCAAGGAAAUGGAUCUGUCGACGGUCUACGAUCUCAUCAUGGCUGCGGACUACCUAGACAUCAAAGGUCUUUUUGAUCUCACGUGCCAGGGAGUCGCUGACGUGAUCACGGCGUGCAAAGACCAUAAGGAGAUUCGUGCAACGUUCGGCCUCGUGAAUGACUACACAGCAGAGGAGGAAGCAGAGGUUCUCAAGGAGAACGAGUGGGCUUUUGAUUGAAUGAAUGAGUGAGUGGGUUAAUCUAAACCCUAGCUAGAUUUUCUUUUCGAGUCUUUGUGAUCGUUUAUGAGAUGAACAUGGCUUUCUUGUUUUGAUUUUAGUGAAUCUUUAGAACCUUUCUUGACUCUUACGCAAAAAGAUUGAGUGAAAAACAGAGGAUGUUGUUAAACUGCAUAUAUCUAGAAGAAGUUUUGUA
Brassica napus (rape) is the source of this 845-nucleotide messenger RNA. Its product is annotated as SKP1-like protein 1A. Gene Ontology annotation, cellular component: cytoplasm; nucleus. The coding region runs from base 158 to 649 and encodes 163 amino acids. NCBI's taxonomy places the organism in Eukaryota, Viridiplantae, Streptophyta, Magnoliopsida, Brassicales, Brassicaceae. The transcript has a single exon. Gene Ontology annotation, molecular function: cullin family protein binding. Gene Ontology annotation, biological process: SCF-dependent proteasomal ubiquitin-dependent protein catabolic process. The record is from RefSeq and is a predicted model, not a curated record.